AAGCUGGGAGAGAGAACGUGAGGGAAAAGAGGCUGGGGCCGUGAUUGGAGGCGGCCUGGCUGGGGAUGUGGAGGAGAGUCGGGAUGGCUGCCGGCGAAGGCCUGGGACCGGCGCUGAGGGCGGUGAGGGAGCAGCUCCAGCAGGCGGCCGCCAGGAGGCCCCAGAGCUUGCCUGCCAUUCAGCCGCGACUUGUAGCUGUCAGUAAAACGAAACCUGCUGAAAUGGUCAUUGAAGCCUACAAUCAUGGACAACGCAGUUUUGGAGAAAACUAUGUCCAAGAAUUACUAGAGAAGGCAUCAGACUCAAGAAUUCUCUCUUCAUGCCCAGACAUUAAAUGGCAUUUCAUAGGCCAUCUGCAGAAAAACAAUGUCAACAAACUGAUAGGGGUACCAAACCUGUUUAUGCUGGAAACGGUGGAUUCCCUAAAACUGGCAGACAGAGUGAAUGCUUCUUGGCAGAAGAAGGGAUCUCUGGAGAAGCUAAAAAUCAUGGUACAAAUAAACACUAGUGGGGAAGACAGUAAGCAUGGACUGCCACCAGGGGAAACAGUGACAACUGUGGCACACAUCCUCCAGAAGUGUACCAGCCUGGAAUUUGUGGGCUUGAUGACAAUUGGCAGCUUUGGGCAUGACCUUAGCAAGGGGCCCAACCCUGACUUCCAGAUGUUGAUAGCGUUGCGUCAGGAGGUGUGUGAGAAGCUCAACAUCCCCAUUGAAAAUGUUGAGCUGAGCAUGGGAAUGUCCACAGACUUCCAGCAUGCAAUUGAAGUUGGAUCCACAAAUGUUAGAAUUGGAAGCACUAUCUUUGGAGAGCGGGAUUAUUCCAACAAACCUCCCAGUGACAAAGCCCCAAGGGAGAUUAAGGACAAACUGGAGAAUUUGACAGUGCAAGAGCAUUAACUGAGAAGGCCCAAGAGAUUUCCUCAGCUAGGGGAAUCUAUUCUGAUGGACCUUACUAUGCACUUGACUUUCCCUUUGUAUGGACAGCUGUGGGGCACUAUCAGGUAACCAGAGGAUGUCGCAGACACUUCGUCACCUGUAAUUUUAUUCUUGUGUGUCCAUAGAGAUUGAAUUUUUUUUAAAACCAGCAAAUGAACACCUGUGAUUAACAAGUGACUUUUGGUACCGUAGCUACCGUGACUUUAGAUAGCUAUACCAGAUAACCAGCUGACUUAAGCCCUACUAGGUUUGGGCAUGAAACAUUUUCAGCCAUAGCCAUUGUGCAUUGAUAAUUGAAGACAUGCUUUAUUCUAAUUUAUCUUCCCCUGAGGCAAACAUCCUUCUUUGCAGGGAUACCUUGGGAUCAUCCUCCAUCGUUCAUACCCCAUGAAUGCUUCCUUGGGAACGGCUGUUUUGAUGUGUAUAAACAGGAGCAGUUUUGCAGUGGUCUCUCCUAGAUCCUUAAGACAUUCAGUGUGGGUGGCUUGUAGCGUGGUACACUCAGGAAAGAUGGGCAAGGAUCCACCUGCAAGCAUAAACUAAUGGUUGUCUUUGAGACAUUGAUCUGGAAACCGAUUAGGAUGAAUCCAUUCUCUGAAGACACAAACACUAAUCACUGGCUACAUAUCACAUUCUUUUUUUGCUCUGUAAAAAUCCUACCCACUCCCUAAUGAAAAAAAACCAACAUUUGCGUAAAUUGAUGGUUGGAAGUUUCUGUCUCUGCCGCUGACUUGCUGUGUAAUCUUGGCCAAGUCACUUAACCAUGCUGUGCCUGCAUCCCCUCUAUGAGAAAUGGGGUUGACCUACCUCACGUGGCAAACUGAGAGGUUGCCAUGCACGGAAAGUUCUUUAAAAUGCCUCCUUGCUACCAUCAGAGGAAAUGCAGCGACUGCAGAGAGGCAGCCUUGGAGAGAAGGCCAAACAACAUCUGAACAGCCCAAAGUGAUUUGCACACUUGUCUGCAUGUGCAUGUGUGUGUGUGUGAGAGAGAGAGCGGCAGGUGUGCACAUGGCAUGUAUGUAAAAAUCCCACGUUAUUAGUCAGCUCCUAAUUUUGAAAGCAAAGCCAUUAUCAUUGUCGUAGAGGCAGGAUCCCAAAUGGCAAAGCGUUGCAAGGAGUUGAAUCCCAACUGUACAUAUUGCUCUGCCAUCUUUAAAGAAAUCAUGUUAAACCAGCCAUGAUUCUGCCUUCACAGAUAUAUCAUCCAGGUAUUCAUCCUCCCUCUGCAGCACCCCCAGUCAGUGACAAUGUUUACAGUGGAGUCUGUUUUGUAUCUUAAUAUGUUGACAAUCUACUUCUACUGCUGCUAUAAAUGACUUUAGACCCUCAUAAAAAUAGCCCUCCUUCCUUUACCCAACCUGCUUGCUUUUCCCCACACAGAAAAAGCUUCCAGCAUUUGUGUGUCUUUGCGUUCAUCUGGGUAGCUCAGUUGUAAGGAAGAAACCAUAGUUCACUGGUGUAAAAUAGUGAUUCUCAGACUUUGGUCUUCUGACAUUUGGACAUUCAGCUCUCAGAAUCCCUGAACUUUAUCCCUGUUUUCUGUUGCUCUGGGGAAGUUAAAAAUCCCUAAACCUGUCAAGGGCCACUAAUGUAGAAAUCACUGCUGAUUCAUGUGUGUUCCCAGGUUCAGUCCCUGACAUCUCUGGCAAAAAGGCUCAGGUAAGAGGUGUUGGAAAUGAUUUCUGCCUAGACUUUGGAACGCUUUACUGGGCCAGAUGGACAAAUAGUCUGACUUGGUAUCAGGCAGCUUUCUGUGUCCCUAGAGGUGGGAAUCACUUUUUCAUCCCCUGUGGAUACAACUCUGGAUGCAUUUGCAAAGAACACAUACGGCCCAGUAAUAGUGUCCCACCAUGUAGCUGCAGUGCUAAGCACAGUCCCAACUGCUCUCUCCCUGAGCUCCACAGUGCAGUGUUUUCAUUGUGUGUGAAGAAUAAAACCAGUUGUGGAUCAAAAUGCCGUACCAUCUGUGCCACUUAGUAAGCUAUUAAAGAUGUUUUCUUUUCCUGAA
This is a messenger RNA of Sceloporus undulatus (fence lizard), 2946 nucleotides long. It is a transcript of the gene PLPBP, whose product is annotated as pyridoxal phosphate binding protein. The coding region runs from base 66 to 899 and encodes 277 amino acids. Lineage: Eukaryota; Metazoa; Chordata; Lepidosauria; Squamata; Phrynosomatidae. The transcript has 8 exons. The record is from RefSeq and is a predicted model, not a curated record. Gene Ontology annotation, molecular function: pyridoxal phosphate binding. Gene Ontology annotation, cellular component: intracellular anatomical structure.